GACAAGCAACAAGCUGUUGGUGACAUAACUGCCCGCGAAUCAAUCAACGCAAGACGGAAAGUUAUCUCACUCCAUAUGAUACAACGUACGUCCAUUGAUUAAAUACAUCAACGAACUUACGACAUGUUAGAACCAACAGACGAUAGAUAGCACGUGCUAGUGAAACCUGGAUGUGUAACAAUCUCCCGCAGUGUGGCGCUGCUAGAAAAUCACGCACAGAAUGUUCGAAAAGUUUUGUUAUUCAUGAUUUUUUCUGUUAAAGGUUAAUCCAACGAUUCUUUGAAGGAAAUUUGAUAAAUUUAAUUUCACGACAGGAACUCGAGAAAUCAAACAAAAUUUUGUUUGUGUUGAACUUCGGAAUAUUUAAAGUUUAGUCUAUAUUAAUAUUCCAGCGAACAUGAUAAAUUCGCGAUAAGGCGAUCUUUGGUGACCCUGUAGAAUGAUAUUAAAUUUUGAUUUUAAAAGUUGAAAGCAGCAAGAAAAUAAAAGAAAUGACAAUAUUUAGGAGUUUAUAUUAAUAUGUGACACUAUACCUUGCUCCAAAAAUGUAAAAUGAAUCUGGAGUGUUUAAUAUAAUACCACGGAUAAUUUACAUAAUAAAAUAAUCUUGUGAAUGCUCAAACCACAAAGGAUGAAAUUUUGGAUAUCAUGAACAAAUUUGGAACAAUGUACUUGCAUAAUAGGUGGUCCACACGAUGUUACUGAAUCAAGUUCUGUUAUUUUUUGGGAUUAUUUGUUCAAUAUCAUCAUCUCCGACGGUUUUAGCGUACUUUGGGCUGACUUCUCGGGAUCCAAUAAUUUCUUUUUUAUCAAACUGGGAACAAAAUAGUAUUGAAGAGAGAACGAAUAUGAUAGAGAAAGACAAACUCUGUGAAAUGUUAAACUUACAUAAGAAGCAGAAAAGAAUGUGUCGGCGAGGUACCGGUAUUGCUGAAGCUCUGCUUGAAGCCAUUAGAAUAUCUGUGAUAGAAUGCCAUUAUCAGUUCCGGUAUGAAAGAUGGAAUUGUUCUCUAGCUGAUCCAUACAGACAGAAGAUUCUACAGAAAGGUUUUAAAGAAACGUCAUUUUUAUUUGCUGUGUCGUCUGCUGGACUUGUACAUUCGAUUUCACGUGGAUGUAGCACGGGUCGUCUGGAUAGGUGCACGUGUGAUGAGUCGAAAAAUUUACAAAACGAAGAAGCAUGGCGGUGGGGUGGCUGUGGAGAUAAUAUAAAAUUCGGACUUAAAUUUACAAGACGAUUUUUAAAACGUGCGAAACGAAAUGGAAAGGAUGUUUUAGCUAGAGUAAACAGACAUAAUAGCCAUUUAGGUAUAAAGGUUGUGAAAAAUCAUGUAGAGACAAAGUGUAAAUGUCAUGGAGUUUCCGGGUCAUGUACAGUUCAAACAUGUUGGAGACAGUUGUCGCCCUUCAAUAUUAUAGGUGAAAUAUUGAAGAAUAAAUACGAAAAUUCACAGCAAGUUGAAAUAGACAAUAAUCAUGCAAAUAGGAAAACAGCGCAUAAAAGACGUUCGACCAAAAUGAGUGUUGUGGCUAACAAAAUGCCACCUAGGCGUAUGGAAAUGAUUCACAUAGACAGUUCGCCUAGCUUCUGCAGACAAAGUAGGUAUUCCGAAGGAACAAAAGCGCGGGAAUGUAUCAAAGAUCGUAAUUGCAAUUCCAUUUGUUGUGGGCGUGGUUAUAAUGUACAGACAAAGACUGUAUCAAGGCCAUGCAAAUGUGAAGUGGUUUGGUGCUGUCAAUUCCGAUGUCAGCAGUGUCUUAUUGAUGAAGAAAUACAUUCAUGCAAAUGAACUUUGCGAUGCAUUAUGGGAACAAAAUGUUCAUCGUUGUCCAAAUAGAAUCUUAGAACAAAAAAAUAAUAAUAAAAAGUUAGCUUUUUUACAUUUUAAUGGGUGCUACUAAUUGUGAUCAGACAAAAUUGUCUCAGUCAUCGAAACGUUUGAGGCAGCUGUUACUUACCCUGUCAGACUAAAGCCUUAAACUGACAUUGAAAAAGGCAAAGCGUUGUAUCGAGUUUUGAUGACACAAACUGUCUUCCGUUUAAAACCAAAGAUCUAUAGAUGUUUAUAUAGUGUAUUUAUUUAUUUUAUACAUUUUAGACUUUAAUUUAUACAUUGAUGCAUUAUUUUGUAUAUAUUUCAUGUCAUCUGGGAUAACUAAUUGUCUGUACCAGAUAUUGUUUCAUCUUGCUUACAAAUCCAUACUAA
Messenger RNA from Mytilus californianus (California mussel), 2207 nucleotides. RefSeq names its product protein Wnt-9a-like. The record is from RefSeq and is a predicted model, not a curated record. The transcript has 4 exons. Bases 696 to 1790 code for a protein of 364 amino acids. Gene Ontology annotation, cellular component: extracellular region. Gene Ontology annotation, biological process: cell fate commitment; multicellular organism development; canonical Wnt signaling pathway. Lineage: Eukaryota; Metazoa; Mollusca; Bivalvia; Mytilida; Mytilidae. Gene Ontology annotation, molecular function: frizzled binding; cytokine activity.